AGAUCCGAAUACGCCCCUUCCGACUGGAUGUGUGUUUCACGGGCGGUGGAAUGGAAUAUUGGAACCAACUUGGUGGAUCAAGAUUCACGAACCACUAUAAUCGCUCAACUUUCAUGGGCUGUGCGUUAAUAGCUUUCUGUUCGACAUUCACAUUUACUCGAAAUCUUCACCAGGCACACGAGUAAAACUGUUUGGAGUUUCGCCAAACGUUACAACCAAAAGAAAAAAAACAGUCCUUUUUGAUUAGGCCUAUGCACCGAGAGGGGGAGCACGUUGAUGUUCAGUCUACACUUCAAACCAGUGCUUCUGUGCUGUACCUCAGCGGCCGUGAGGAAUGCGUUACUAAAGGAUGUAGGUCUUGCCGAUUUCUCCGGCUGUUUUUGGGAUGUAUUGAUGGCCCAACGGUGAUCUAUUAUUUCUCUUUAAUGGGAUUCCGCGCCAAAUUACGCACGAAAUACAACGAUCUUCGGAAGUGGAAUGGAAAUGCCCUCCCGAUGCUGCAUUCCUAGCCGACGUUAUGAACCAUGCUUAGUACAUAUUACAAGGAUUUCUCAUUUAGCAUGUCCAUAGAUCCUCAAUUAGUUCAUAAUGAAUACCAUUCAUCUUGAUUUGGAAUAAAACGGAAACCAAUUCAACCGUGAAGAGUGAGGUUUUGCGGUUCCGACGUUUUUAGUUUUUUUAUCUAUUCAUCAAAUCUCAAAGGAUUUUAGAUGGAGCUGGAGAACAUUGUGGCAAAUACCGUACUGCUGAAAGCAAGAGAAGGUGGAGGAGGCAAGCGGAAAGGCAGGAGUAAGAAAUGGAAGGAGAUCCUCCGCUUCCCCCACAUCCGUCAGUGCACUGAGCUGAGCAACACCAUAGAUCGAGACUACAUGAGCCUGUGUGAGAAGCAGCCCAUUGGCAGACUGCUGUUCCGCCUUUAUUGUGAGACAAGACCUGAACUGCUGCGAUGCAUCCACCUACUGGAUGCCAUGGAUGACUAUGAGCUGGCACCGGAUGAGAAACGAAAAAGCAGAGGAGGUGAAAUUAUCGGGAAGUUCCUCACUAAACAGUCAUCAGAGUGUGUGGAGGCAGCAGAGAGCCUUGCUGAACAGUGUAGAGAGAACCUGGAGCUUCACCCCUGCAAGGAGAUCUUUAGUGACUGUCGCAAGGCUCUCCAUGACUACCUGAAAGGAGCGCCAUUCUCUGACUACCAGAACAGCAUGUACUUUGACCGUUUCCUACAGUGGAAGAUGCUGGAGAGGCAACCCAUAACCAAAGAUACGUUUCGACAGUACAGAGUACUUGGGAAGGGUGGCUUCGGAGAGGUGUGUGCCUGCCAGGUGAGGGCCACGGGGAAGAUGUACGCUUGCAAGAAGCUGGAGAAGAAGCGGAUCAAGAAGAGGAAAGGAGAAGCCAUGGCCCUCAACGAGAAGCAGAUACUAGAGAAGGUCAACAGCAGAUUUGUUGUGAGUUUAGCGUAUGCCUAUGAGACCAAGGAUGCUCUGUGUCUGGUGUUGACAUUAAUGAAUGGAGGCGAUCUGAAGUUCCACAUCUACAGCAUGGGUACUCCGGGCUUUGAAAAGGACCGCGUCCAGUUUUACGCUGCCCAGAUCUGCUGCGGCCUGGACCACCUACACCAAGAAUCCAUUGUUUACAGGGAUUUAAAACCAGAGAAUAUUCUGUUAGACGAUAAUGGACAUAUCCGGAUAUCAGAUCUAGGCCUGGCCAUCAAAGUGCCUGAAGGAGAACCCAUACGUGGCAGGGUGGGAACAGUAGGCUACAUGGCUCCUGAGGUGAUCAACAACGAGCGCUACGGCAUGAGUCCAGACUGGUGGGGGCUGGGAUGUCUUAUCUACGAGAUGACCGCCGGGCGCUCGCCUUUCCGCGCCCGCAAAGAACGAGUGAAGAGGGAGGAGGUGGAGAAGAGGGUGCAGGAGGAAGAGGAAGAGUACAGCGACAAGUUCACGGAGGACACCGAGGCCAUCUGUAGGGCGCUGUUGACCAAAGACCCUAAGCAGCGGCUCGGCUGUACAGUGGAGGGGUCAGCAGCGGUGAAGGCUCAUUGCUUCUUCAAGAACAUCAACUUUAAGAGACUUGAAGCUGGCAUCCAGGAGCCCUCCUUUGUACCAGACCCGCGGGCAGUUUACUGUAAAGAUGUAUUGGACAUCGAGCAGUUCUCUACAGUCAAGGGAGUAAAUCUGGACCAAACCGACAAUGACUUCUACUUCAAAUUUGCUACGGGUUGCGUGUCCAUCCCAUGGCAGCACGAGAUGAUAGACACUGAGUGUUUCAGUGAUCUGAACGUGUUCGGGCCGCAUGGGACCAGAUCCCCAGAUCUAGACUGGAUGACACCACCUGAGCCUCCCCGGCGCAGCCUGCUGGACAGGAUUCUCAGGAGACAUCAUCCAGAUGUGACCAUCGCCAACAGUCGUGUGUCUUCCUGUAGUGUGAACUCGGUGGACUCCAUGUCAAACUCUGCCCCCUAGUGGCCACAGCCCUGUGUGGCGCCAUACAGACAGAGGAGUCUGUAGGAUCUCCUCACUGCUGAUUGGUUUACAUCCGGCCUGACCAGCUGUCAGUCAUCCGGAGGCAUCCCACCCAAGCCCACGGUCAAUCUAGGGGAAAUGCUGACCCAGACCCGGACUUGUGACCCAUGGGGAAUCAUUAGGGGGAUGUUCAAUGACGCAAAGACGUUUUUUGAGAAUGAUGCUCAGACACUUCACUUACCCUCAGGAUCGAUGGAGUAUAGAAGAGCGACUGACGUUGAUGAUGAAUAAGAAGUAAAAACAAAGCUAAUUCAGGGGAUCCACUGUCUAAGAGAAUGACCACCAUAGAUACAAGAUGGGGUCUUUGUUCAAAUGUUGUUGCUGUUUUUUUUAAGAAAUAAAAAUGAAUUGCAUAAAUACACAUUCACACUCAAAUGUACCCUGUAUUUGUUCAUCUGUCUAUACUUCUUUUUCCCUCACUUUUUCUCUAUCUCCCUCCCACUUUCCUUUAUUUUCCAGCUCCACUCCUAUAAUCAAAUGACAACAUCACCAACCUCCAAACACAAUGUGCAUAUUGCCUUGUAUACCCUCAGGCCAAAGAUAUAGUUCAGUAGUGUGUGUUAUUGUUGCCAUAUCGGUCUUUGAGGAUGUGGAGGAUGUAGGGUUGCCUGGUCUUUAUGCAAUCACAGAUUAAACUUGAGUCUGAAACUUUGUUACA
Messenger RNA from Esox lucius (northern pike), 3183 nucleotides. RefSeq names its product G protein-coupled receptor kinase 5 like (gene grk5l). Gene Ontology annotation, cellular component: cytoplasm. The transcript has 16 exons. The record is from RefSeq and is a predicted model, not a curated record. Gene Ontology annotation, biological process: protein phosphorylation; signal transduction; regulation of signal transduction. Gene Ontology annotation, molecular function: G protein-coupled receptor kinase activity; ATP binding. NCBI's taxonomy places the organism in Eukaryota, Metazoa, Chordata, Actinopteri, Esociformes, Esocidae. The coding region runs from base 711 to 2465 and encodes 584 amino acids.